Messenger RNA from Cynara cardunculus var. scolymus (artichoke), 892 nucleotides. Its product is annotated as ethylene-responsive transcription factor 1B-like. The transcript has a single exon. The record is from RefSeq and is a predicted model, not a curated record. Bases 63 to 845 code for a protein of 260 amino acids. Gene Ontology annotation, biological process: regulation of DNA-templated transcription; ethylene-activated signaling pathway. Gene Ontology annotation, molecular function: DNA-binding transcription factor activity; DNA binding. NCBI's taxonomy places the organism in Eukaryota, Viridiplantae, Streptophyta, Magnoliopsida, Asterales, Asteraceae.
CUCCAUUAACAAACACAUCAAGUUUCAUACUCAUAAAGCCAUCUAAUCUUUCCCCAAGAUCAAUGAAACUUCCUUCACCAAUGUCUUCUUAUUUCAAUCUUGAAUUCUUUCCCAAGUCUCCUUGUUCAUGGGAUGAGCUUUUAUUCUCUCACCAUAUGCUCUCAGAAGUCCAUAUCAAAGAAGAAGAAAAUCUCGUUUUCAAGGAUCCUAAUGAGUUCCAAUAUGAGCAUUCAUCCGAAACAGAUCCAAACAAAACCUCACAACCCGAAAAGGGUACCUUAGAAGCGAUUGCAAAGCCAAAAGAAGAGCCUGAAGUCCACAAAAAGCGGUUCAUAGGCGUACGGAAAAGACCCUGGGGGAAGUUUGCAGCAGAGAUAAGGGAUUCCACAAGAAACGGGAUUAGGGUUUGGCUAGGUACGUUUGAUAGCGCCGAAGAGGCUGCUUUAGUUUACGACCAAGCGGCAUUUGCGAUGCGAGGUUCCUCUACUCAACUCAACUUCCCAAUGGAGAGAGUGAAAGAGUCUUUAAAAGGGAAAGGCUACAGCAGUUUCAAAGAUGGAUCUUCACCAGCAGCAGCCAUAAAGGAGACUCAUCGUGUUAGAAGAAAUUCCAAAAGUAAGAGAAACAGUAGGAAUCAAGUGUGUUCAGAAAUUCCUAUGGUAAUUGAGGAUUUAGGAUCUGAUUUGCUGGAAAAGCUCCUGUUUACAAGAAUUUCUAAAAGUAAGAGAAACAAUAAGAAUCAAGUCUGUUGUGAAACUCCUGUGGUUUUUGAGGAUUUAGGAUCCGAUUUGCUAGAACAACUCUUGUUUACAUCUGAGAGUUCUAGUUCUAGUACAUGUUCGUAGAUUUACAUUCAGCAAAUUAAAUACUUUGUGAAUCGUUUUGCUUUGAA